Messenger RNA from Euleptes europaea (tarantolino), 1671 nucleotides. RefSeq names its product SEC61 translocon subunit alpha 1 (gene SEC61A1). The record is from RefSeq and is a predicted model, not a curated record. The transcript has 12 exons. The coding region runs from base 12 to 1442 and encodes 476 amino acids. NCBI's taxonomy places the organism in Eukaryota, Metazoa, Chordata, Lepidosauria, Squamata, Sphaerodactylidae. Gene Ontology annotation, molecular function: transmembrane protein transporter activity; signal sequence receptor activity; ribosome binding. Gene Ontology annotation, cellular component: Sec61 translocon complex; membrane. Gene Ontology annotation, biological process: SRP-dependent cotranslational protein targeting to membrane, translocation; post-translational protein targeting to membrane, translocation.
GGGCGGCCGAGAUGGGGAUUAAAUUCCUAGAAGUAAUCAAGCCCUUCUGUGUUAUCUUGCCUGAGAUCCAGAAGCCAGAAAGGAAGAUCCAGUUCAAAGAAAAGGUAUUAUGGACGGCUAUCACCCUUUUCAUCUUCUUGGUUUGCUGCCAGAUCCCCCUUUUUGGUAUCAUGUCAUCAGACUCGGCAGAUCCUUUCUACUGGAUGAGAGUAAUUCUGGCUUCAAACAGAGGCACACUAAUGGAACUGGGCAUUUCUCCCAUUGUCACUUCCGGUCUCAUCAUGCAAUUGCUGGCUGGUGCCAAAAUAAUUGAAGUUGGGGAUACACCAAAAGACAGAGCUCUCUUCAAUGGUGCACAAAAAUUGUUUGGCAUGAUUAUUACCAUUGGGCAGUCUAUUGUUUACGUAAUGACUGGAAUGUAUGGAGACCCAUCAGAGAUGGGAGCAGGUAUCUGCCUUCUUAUCACCAUUCAGCUUUUUGUUGCUGGCUUGAUAGUUCUUCUUCUUGAUGAACUUCUACAAAAGGGGUAUGGCCUCGGCUCUGGCAUUUCCCUCUUCAUCGCCACUAACAUCUGUGAGACAAUUGUAUGGAAGGCAUUCAGCCCAACCACAGUGAAUACUGGUCGAGGCAUGGAGUUUGAAGGAGCCAUCAUUGCCCUUUUUCAUUUGCUGGCUACUCGUACAGAUAAAGUCAGAGCUCUGCGAGAAGCCUUCUACCGACAAAACCUUCCCAACCUUAUGAACCUCAUUGCCACCAUAUUUGUCUUUGCUGUUGUAAUUUACUUCCAGGGAUUCAGAGUGGACCUCCCUAUAAAAUCUGCCCGUUAUCGUGGCCAGUACAAUACUUAUCCUAUCAAACUGUUCUACACCUCCAAUAUUCCCAUCAUUCUUCAGUCUGCGCUGGUGUCCAACCUGUACGUGAUCUCCCAGAUGCUUUCUGCCCGUUUCAGUGGCAACUUACUGGUUAGCCUGCUGGGCACUUGGUCUGACACAUCAUCUGGAGGCCCUGCUCGUUCUUACCCUGUUGGGGGACUUUGCUAUUACUUGUCACCUCCAGAGUCUUUUACUUCGGUGUUGGAAGACCCUGUUCAUGCAGUUGUUUACAUUGUGUUUAUGUUGGGCUCCUGUGCUUUCUUCUCUAAAACCUGGAUUGAGGUCUCUGGCUCAUCUGCCAAGGAUGUUGCUAAACAACUAAAAGAACAGCAGAUGGUGAUGAGGGGACAUAGAGAAACCUCCAUGGUUCAUGAACUUAACAGGUACAUCCCUACAGCAGCUGCAUUCGGUGGCCUCUGCAUCGGUGCCCUCUCUGUGCUGGCAGACUUCCUUGGGGCAAUUGGAUCAGGCACUGGAAUCUUACUGGCGGUCACCAUCAUUUACCAGUAUUUUGAAAUCUUUGUAAAGGAGCAGAGCGAAGUUGGCAGCAUGGGAGCGCUUCUUUUCUAAAUACAUUGUCCCGUGGACCCAAGGGGAGGAUGAAGUGUGUUCUUGCAUUUAAAAAAAAAAAAAUCAGGUGGAACAAAUUAAAGCAUCACAUUAACACGGGCACAUCACAUCAAUAGGAACACAUUUUAAUGUUUUCCAAAGCACAUUCCUUUGGUUCAGACUUUGUUUAUACUGUUGACCUUUUCUAAAUUGUUGGAAAACAAGCAAAAAAAUCCUUUUUAGAAAACAA